AUGGGAAAUUUAGGUUUACAAAUGGCUGGUGAUGCAUAUUUAGAAGGAUUUGAAAAUUUAAAUGAAGAAGAAAUGAUGAAACUGGUUAUAUAAAUAAGUCUAUAAGAAAAAAAUGGAGGAAAUCCGGCCUAGAAUUAACAAAAUAAUGAAGAAAAUAAUAGCAAAAAAAAUUGGGAUGAAGAAGAUGAAGAUUAUAAUUAUUUAGAAGAAAACGAAGAUGAGGAAGAAUAAAAGAGUAGAAGAGUUUAAAAAGUAACUUAAGGCUUUUGA
Ichthyophthirius multifiliis is the source of this 270-nucleotide messenger RNA. RefSeq lists its product as hypothetical. The transcript has 2 exons. The record is from RefSeq and is a predicted model, not a curated record. NCBI's taxonomy places the organism in Eukaryota, Ciliophora, Oligohymenophorea, Hymenostomatida.